AACAAUAAAUAAUAUUGUACAUUUAUUAACAUUUAUUUAAAUACAUGUAUAAAGUUUUGCAAAGAAUGAAGUAAGAACUAUGAUCUCUCUGCUAUAAAUAAGAGCAAUUGUCAUGUUAACCUAUUCUCGGCGGAAAAAGUUUCACCACUUCGCUGUAACAUAAUAUUUUCACAAUCACCUUAGAAACCUGUAGAAAAUCAUAAUAAUAAACUCGAUCGACCAAGCAACGGGGGAAGAAAGUGUCAUUUGUUAAUAUUUAAAAUAGAAAAACUUGAUUGUGGAACAGAAAACGUGCUGACAUUAUGGCUAAUUUUGUUUUUAAAGAAGAAAUUUCCUAUUUUAUUGAGAGUAUUCGUCCUUUUCAAUUGGUUGAUAUAGGCAGCUCAAAAUGGUUGGAUGUUCAUGAGAUGAUUAUAAAAUUAAGUCAACAAGCAAUUCUCGAAGCAAGCGAACAUCGUGAGGAGGAAGUGAAAGAGUUUCUUAUUUCACAUGACAAGUUGAAGAUACUCAUACAUGAAGCCUACAGUAUUUUUUUGUGGAAGACUCGUGUCUUACCACACUUAAUUGAGAUUGACCCUAAUCCUCAAGCGACUUUUCUUAUCUAUACGGUACUAUUUCAUGAAGGCGCUGUAAUUUCUCUAUUGGAUACAUCCCUUUUUCAUGUGAGUGCAUGUGAAGCAUUGCAGGAUGCAGCUAUUGAUUUAAUUGACUAUUGCGCACUAGCGGUGGCACAAGUAAUAGGCUUAGUCAGCAUGGGCUAUCAUGAAAACCAAUCGAAACUUGACGUUGACGAGGCUGUAUUGACAGAAUUAGAGCGGCAGAAACGCGAUCUGAUUUAUAAGAUUGGUAUGCGCUGCAUAUCAAUUUUAUGCUACCUUGCAGAACAUGCUGAUGCAAUACCGUUAAGCGCUUCACGUCGCAUGGUAGUCACACACGAUAUACCUUGGCUAAUGGCAGAUUUGCUAUUGUUCCGCCCAUGGCAAAGACGAACCGACAAAGGCAUUGAACGAUUUAUCGAUGAAAAAUGGAUUGCAGUUGAGGGCGCCGAUAUAUCGAAGAUAUCUAAACAAGAGGCGCAGAGUUGGUUCUGCAUACAACAAUUGCUAUUUAACCAAUCUUUGAUGACAUCGUAUGAAUUAAAUGAGGAACGCAGGAAACAUCUAUCAAAGUGUCAGGCUCUCCUACAAGAAACUCUAUUAGAUCAAAUCCCACCAUUGGUUGAGUUAAAGCAUUACCUUUGCAAUUUAAGUGUUUCUGGAAAUCCCAGUGAGAACCAGAAACAUAAAAGAAAUUUAGUACUUGAAGAAUUACCAGAAAUACGAGAAAAGCUCAUAGCUGAAGCAGAACGUAUUGGUGGAUUUGUUGUUGUAGCACAAAAGCAAGAAGAAAUAUUUCUGUGCACUGAUAAAGAUAAAAUCUUUGAAAUAGCUAAACGUUUGAACACUGCUUAUAAUACAGAUUUGCUGGCAGAAAUCGAAGGAAAUACUUCAGAAAUAGCACAAGCCAGUACUAUCGUUGAAAAUAAAAGCGUAACAACGAGGAAAUGUAAAAUGUGUGCCACUGAUGCAGUGAAAAAAUGCGCCAAUUGUAAAAACAUUUACUACUGUUCAAAAAAAUGUCAACAGGAAGAUUGGCCACAACACAAAAGGAAUUGCAUAAAAGUGUAGACACAUCACUACGCGUUUAACUAAAAACCACUUUUACUAAAUCGCAAUUUAUUAUAAAAAUUCCUUCUUUUUCACUUUGUAGUAUUUUUUAUUUAUAAAAGAACUUUACUGCUCAAAUAAACACGACGGCUUUUGUAUAUCGUGUUCAUUUACUGCCACAAA
This is a messenger RNA of Bactrocera latifrons, 1829 nucleotides long. It is a transcript of the gene Zmynd10, whose product is annotated as zinc finger MYND domain-containing protein 10 homolog. The record is from RefSeq and is a predicted model, not a curated record. Gene Ontology annotation, cellular component: centriolar satellite; cytoplasm. The coding region runs from base 303 to 1667 and encodes 454 amino acids. Gene Ontology annotation, biological process: motile cilium assembly; inner dynein arm assembly; outer dynein arm assembly. Lineage: Eukaryota; Metazoa; Arthropoda; Insecta; Diptera; Tephritidae. The transcript has 6 exons.